AUGUUUAACGAAUAUGAGACUAGGCUCAAAAAUAUUUUUCUAGAUCCUUAAAUUGUACAAUCCUAUGAUUUUAUUUCUAAAAUUCAGUUGUAUCCUAAGGACUAAAUCAUAUUUAAAUAUGGAGAUCAUAAUAAAUUCUUCAUGGUUCUACAAAAUGGAUAAACAUCCUAAAAUAUUUCCUUUAUUCCUAUAGGGGUUAUUCAAAACAAUAUUAAAUGUUUAAGUGAUUGUACAUUUAGAAUUAUUGAUGAAUAGUAAUUUGAAAUGUUAAACAAGGCAAAAAAUAACUAUAAAAAAAAAAUACUAGACUUUUUAUACAAUUUACCUAUUUUUAAAGAAGUAAAAGAUGUCAAAUUUAACUUUGUUAUUGAAGAUUAUAAAUUAGGUUAAACUUGUUUGAAUGAAUAAGAAUAUUCUAAAUCAUUAUUUAUUAUUUAUGAUGGGUAUCAUUUUUUAUAAUAAAUAAUAGAGAAUUUCUAAUAAGAAAAAGAUGGAAUAAAAGUUAUAUUGACAUUGGAUAAGUAUGCAAAGGAGAAAUUAUUAACGAUUAUGAAUGUUCUAAUUGUUUAAUUUCUUAAUUUUAGAUUCUUUGUAAAUCUUAGACUGCACAAGUUAUUAAAAUUGAAGAUUAUAAAAGAAUAGUUGAUCUAAAUGAUUUUACAAAAAUUGCUGCUGAAAAAUUUAAUUAUAGAUUAUCAAGAUAUAAACGAAUGACUGAUUUUAAAUCAGGUAUUAGAAUAUUUUAAUAAAUUUAGGAAAUUGUGAUUAUCAAUAGCCAUUUGAACCAGAAAUUUUACCAUUAAGAGAUGUGAUCAAUAGAGUACAAACUUCUUAAGGAAGAUAAAGAUAGACACUCUAAAUAACUAUUGAUGAAGAAGUAAAGAAAAAGGUGCAAAUUAAAAUGGGAACCUAUAAAAUUGUAUAGAACAGAAAAAGAAAUUAUUCAUUGAUAUAAUGA
Paramecium sonneborni is the source of this 958-nucleotide messenger RNA. The record is from the annotation of a GenBank genome assembly. Lineage: Eukaryota; Ciliophora; Oligohymenophorea; Peniculida; Parameciidae.